Molecule: messenger RNA, 453 nt
Organism: Brassicogethes aeneus
Lineage: Eukaryota; Metazoa; Arthropoda; Insecta; Coleoptera; Nitidulidae
Source: the annotation of a GenBank genome assembly
AUGAUUAUCAUCGAUGAUAUUUUCGAAUUGAAACCGAGCUGCAGAUUUCACGAGUCCGCAGGACGAGUGAAAUGUGCUGCUUCGGUUUUAAUGACGACAGCGAGGAGAUCAGUAAGACCCUGGGUACAGGGCCUCUGUGGGGGUCCUGAUGCAACUGGGGACAAGAAGGGCGAGCCGCCCCUCGAGCGGCUCACCGUCCACACGCCGCGGCAGCUGUGGGACGCGGUGCUCAGGGACCACACGCUCUACGUGGCCCUGCCUCAGCACGUGCUGCCCGACGGCUCGCGCGAUGACUUCGUCGCUCUAUUGGAGGCGGCCGAGGAGAAGCUCGAAUGCCAGCACGUCGUAGUGUAUGUACCGAUUGCGGCAAAGGCCACGUCGUUUGACGGUGUGGAUCACCUGAUGUUCUUACAUCUCGCCUCUGUUGACUUAACAACCGAGCAUAUAAGCUGA